AUGAAAAUAUCAGGUGUCUUUCUGCUCCUCUCUCUGGCUCUUUUCUGCUUUUUCUCAGGUGUCUUCAGUCAAGGAGAACAGAUUGACUGCGGUGAUUUCAAGGAUCCCAAGGUGUACUGCACUCGGGAAUCGAAUCCCCACUGUGGUUCCAAUGGCCAGACAUAUGGCAAUAAGUGUGCCUUCUGUAAGGCGAUGGCGGAAAGUGGUGGGAAGAUCAACCUAAAGCAUCAGGGAAAAUGCUGAAUUACAGCCAGUGUUUUGCACUGACCUGCCAGCUUUCUUAUCCUUCUUAUCUUGCUUCUGCUUUUAUUUUUCUUUAGG
Molecule: messenger RNA, 321 nt
Organism: Rhinolophus ferrumequinum (greater horseshoe bat)
Lineage: Eukaryota; Metazoa; Chordata; Mammalia; Chiroptera; Rhinolophidae
Product: serine protease inhibitor Kazal-type 6
Exons: 4
Coding region: 1-243 (80 amino acids)
Molecular function (GO): protein binding
Source: RefSeq, a predicted model, not a curated record